AUGGCCUCCUCCAACUCCAACUCCAACUCCAACUUUCCAGGCACAAACCCUUUCGCUGCUGGGGUCGCUUCUCCCUUUGCGAAGAUCUCAGAGGAGGAAGAAUACGACGGGGCCUCGCCUACGGAUCCUAAUUUCCGAUCGAACUCGGGUGCUGCCUCCUCGAGGAGUCCCUUCUCUAGCGGUGGAGGUUUUACAAGCCCUUUUCAAGAUAGAGAUGCCGUGAACGCCGCUGGCUCUGAUCCCAAUGCUCACCCGACCGGCUUUCCUCCUGCCGGGACCGCUGCAAGUCAAGGACUGCCAAACAAUUAUGCGAUGGGUCGCCGUACGUCGGUGUCGGCAGAGUCUUUGAAUCCAACAUCGUCCGGCUCCGAAAGCUGGUCACCACCCUUCCACCCCAAGUCAGCCGACCAAGUUGCACGAUUGAAGAAGGCCGUGAGCGGGAACUUUUUGUUCUCGCAUUUGGACGACGAACAUCUCAAGACUGUGCUCGAUGCGCUAGUCGAGAAGCCCAUCCCGGCGAAAGAUAUCAAGGUCAUCACACAAGGAGAUGCUGGCGAUUACUUUUACAUUGUCGAAGAAGGUACUUUCGGUGUCUUCAUCAACCCAACGGGAGCGGCACAGUCAGGCCCAGAUGGAAUUGGGAACCAGGUCGGAACCAUAGGGCCUGGUGGUUCUUUUGGAGAGCUUGCUUUGAUGUACAACGCGCCGCGUGCAGCAACAAUCGUCUCUCUUGAAUCCAAGUCCACGCUAUGGGCGCUGGAUAGAAUCACCUUCCGACGGAUUCUGAUGGACUCGGCCUUCCAGCGACGACGCAUGUAUGAGGCUUUCCUGGAAGAAGUGCCAUUACUAGCGUCACUGAAGCCCUACGAGCGGUCUAAGAUUGCCGAUGCCCUGGAUACGAUCAAAUACCCUACUGGAGAAACCAUAAUCCGCGAGGGAGACCCUGGUGAUUCAUUCUAUCUGUUGGAAUCCGGAGAAGCUGAAGCAUUCAAAAGCGGAACAGAUCAUGCAGUCAAAGCUUAUUCACGUGGCGACUACUUUGGUGAGCUGGCGCUGCUAGAUGACAAGCCCAGAGCAGCCAGUGUGACGGCGAAGACAGAUGUCAAGGUUGCUCGGCUUGGGCGUGAUGGCUUUAAGAGACUGCUGGGGCCGGUGGAACAAAUCAUGAGAAGGACAGAGUAUGAUGUUGAUCCGCUGACAAAAACGCCCGCUUCAUAA
This is a messenger RNA of Talaromyces proteolyticus, 1218 nucleotides long. Its product is annotated as camp-dependent protein kinase regulatory subunit PkaR. The transcript has a single exon. Gene Ontology annotation, molecular function: cAMP-dependent protein kinase regulator activity. NCBI's taxonomy places the organism in Eukaryota, Fungi, Ascomycota, Eurotiomycetes, Eurotiales, Trichocomaceae. The coding region runs from base 1 to 1218 and encodes 405 amino acids. Gene Ontology annotation, biological process: regulation of protein phosphorylation. Gene Ontology annotation, cellular component: cAMP-dependent protein kinase complex; nucleus. The record is from RefSeq and is a predicted model, not a curated record.